Eurypyga helias (sunbittern) is the source of this 255-nucleotide messenger RNA. RefSeq names its product mth938 domain-containing protein-like. The coding region runs from base 1 to 255 and encodes 84 amino acids. Gene Ontology annotation, cellular component: cytoplasm. NCBI's taxonomy places the organism in Eukaryota, Metazoa, Chordata, Aves, Eurypygiformes, Eurypygidae. The transcript has 2 exons. The record is from RefSeq and is a predicted model, not a curated record. Gene Ontology annotation, biological process: positive regulation of fat cell differentiation.
AUGUCCUCCCCUGAAAUUGCUUCCCUUUCUUGGGGUCAGAUGAAGGUGAAAGGCUGCUCUACAACAUACAAAGACUGCAAAGUGUGGCCGGGAGGAAGCCGAACCUGGGAUUGGCGAGAAACCGGGACUAACGAUCUGGCUAUACCUCCGGGUGAGCGCUUUGGUGUUUUUGGUGAGAUCUGUCAGAACUUGCUGCAAGCCGCUGACAUGAUGGGACAAGCGCUCUUCCAGAUUGCCGUCUGCGCCCUCAUCUAG